Ictalurus punctatus (channel catfish) is the source of this 1099-nucleotide messenger RNA. RefSeq names its product secretory calcium-binding phosphoprotein 5 (gene scpp5). The coding region runs from base 80 to 760 and encodes 226 amino acids. NCBI's taxonomy places the organism in Eukaryota, Metazoa, Chordata, Actinopteri, Siluriformes, Ictaluridae. The transcript has 15 exons. The record is from RefSeq and is a predicted model, not a curated record.
UCCGUCUUCAUCCGGAACAUUCCACCAGAGUGAGACGUUCUUCAUCUGCGGGAUCAGGUCCUUGUGGUGUUCUGAGAUCAUGUGGAGCGCCGUGUUCUGUUUCUCAAUCAUCUCAGCGGUCUCUGCAGCACCGCUCUACAGUUUCCUGCAGCAUUAUGGAAACCCGAUGCAAUCAGGACCGUCCAAUCAGGCUGCGAACGACAUGUUCUCGCCAUUGCAUCCCCACACUGGAAUGACCACGCCCAUCAGUAUGGAGAUUCUUCUUCCACCAAGAUUCCCAGGAUCUGCAGGAGGACAAGGAUCUGGACCUGGGAACAGCAUGUUUCCUGGUUUGCCAUCACAUCUUCAGCCUGGAGUGAACACUCCCAUCAGCAUAGAGCUGUUUCAUCCGGGUUUCCAGGGAACUGCGGCGGGAGGACAAGGAUCCAGAACUGGUUUAAUCAAGUACUCGAUCCCCAAGGCUCCGGGUAGAAAGAGUAUAGAAAUUUAUUAUCCCUACAACUUCGCACAGGGCGAGGUGCUGCCAAACAUUUUGCCACAGAUCCCCAGUAUUUUCCCCUUCAAUUAUCUGCCACAGACCCCCCCUCAGCAGCAGCCACCCAGACAGGCCGCUCCUUCACAGGGCAACGAUCAGCCCUUCGUCUUCAGCUAUCCACCACAAAGCGGCCCCCAGCAGCAGACACCCAGGGCUGCUCCACAGGCUAAUGAUCCUCAACAGCAGAUUCAACAGGACCCGCAAGUCCCAGCAGGCCAGCCAUAAAAAGGAAGUGUUCCUGGUCUCGUUCUGAGGUUCUGAAGGAGAGAGAUGUUCCUACGGCACAAGCAGAGCUUGGAGAUAUUUUGUUUUAGUAUUUAGUCGUAAUGGAUGAAGCUCGAAUAUAAUAUCUGUUUGUUUUUGUAGAGAAACCCAUUUUUAAAAAUUGGCCAGAUCUAAAACUGACCAUCAGAUACUGCAGACAAAAACAUACAUCUACUGUCAUACCGCGCCAUAUAUUUCCUUCUUCAACUGACAGAUUUACGCUGUCAUUUCUCUCUGAUGUUGCUGGCUGUGUGUGAAUAGUGUUUGAGUGCUUCAAAUAAAUGAAAAAUAUUGCUUUCA